Raphanus sativus (radish) is the source of this 680-nucleotide messenger RNA. Its product is annotated as protein LITTLE ZIPPER 1. Lineage: Eukaryota; Viridiplantae; Streptophyta; Magnoliopsida; Brassicales; Brassicaceae. The record is from RefSeq and is a predicted model, not a curated record. The transcript is spliced from 2 exons. The coding region runs from base 181 to 459 and encodes 92 amino acids.
GUAAUCAUGAUGAUUCUUUUGCCAUCAUUACCUUCUAAAAGAGCCUAUCUCUCUCUUCUCUCUCUAAGGAAAAUGCAAAAUUCACCUAUAUAACGCCUCUAUAUCCACCUCUAUAUCCAUCUCUCCAGCUACUCAAACACUUCUUACUUCUUCUUGUCUCUCUCUCUUGAAGCUCCAAAGAUGUGUUUGAGUUCUUCAGAACCAUUCUCUAACGCACCCACAAGAUUAGUUGUGUACCUCAAAACACAAACUCACGUUCGUAUCCCUCGCCUCUCCAGGAGGAGGAGGAUGUGGCGGGAAGAAAAGGAGAUGGAGAUGGAAAACAUAAGGCUUUACAUGGAGAACCAACACAUCAUACAAGAGAACGAGAAACUAAGGAAGAAAGCUCUUCUUCUUCACCAAGAAAACAAAGCUCUCUUCUCUCAGCUUCAGACCAAACAAGUUUCACCUGUUCCAUAAACAAAAACCUUACCAUUACCAAGCACCAAGAUCUGAAGACCAUAUUCUUCUUCUUCUUUAGUGAGUUAACAAUAAAAAAAGUCCUAUUAUCUAAGCGGGUCUUAUAUGUUAGAAUCAAAUGGUUUAGUGUUAUUGGGGUAUACAUCUAAUUUUUUUUGUUUUGUUCCAUCUCUCAUGUAAUCUAUGUAUGUGUGUUCUUUUGUUAAUGCUUUAAAAAUCUA